Messenger RNA from Gadus morhua (Atlantic cod), 533 nucleotides. RefSeq names its product immunoglobulin superfamily DCC subclass member 3-like. The coding region runs from base 87 to 401 and encodes 104 amino acids. NCBI's taxonomy places the organism in Eukaryota, Metazoa, Chordata, Actinopteri, Gadiformes, Gadidae. The record is from RefSeq and is a predicted model, not a curated record. The transcript is spliced from 4 exons.
CCCUCCCGAAGUGGUACAGCCCAAGUCAGCCUUGUGCGAUCGCCACCGGCCCUCAAGCUCAGAUCCACCAAUAGUGCAAGAAUACGAUGUUCCAGUGUUUGCUAAAGGCAAAGAGGAGGAGGAGGAGGAGGAGACACCAGGGAUGUGGUGUUGUCGUCCCUCCUCCAAGCUUGGGGGGAGAUGGGCCUCCCCGGGUCCCCAAGCUUGACGGACAUCCGUUCAGCCGUGGCCACAUACAACUUCGACUCAGAGAUUGGCAGGAGGGACCAUCGCAAUACGACCGCGGCAGCGACUACCAGUGCAUCGCCGAGAACAGCGCCGGCUCCGCGCAGGCCAGCGCCCGCCUCACCGUGCUGUGGGCCGACGGGCUCCCCGGGGCCCCCACAAUGGUGCGGGCCUAGGCGUUGUCGCCCGGCGCCAUCCAGGUGUCCUGGAAGGAACCGGAGCAGAACACACAGGACAUCAUCGGCUACGUGCUGCACAUCCGGCGGUCCUCAGGUCAGGGCCACACACACGCACAUGUGCAUACACAC